Messenger RNA from Necator americanus (New World hookworm), 951 nucleotides. RefSeq lists its product as uncharacterized. The transcript has 12 exons. The coding region runs from base 1 to 951 and encodes 316 amino acids. The record is from RefSeq and is a predicted model, not a curated record. Lineage: Eukaryota; Metazoa; Nematoda; Chromadorea; Rhabditida; Ancylostomatidae.
AUGGCGGCUACUCUUCUGAGUUGGGACUACAAUACAGAAGUGCUUGCUCAAACAGAAGCUAAAAAAUUUGGCGCCAUCACCGCUCCAAAUGGUUACGGGUCUACAUACAGCAAGAUCACUGUCGGGAAAACAUGUGACGCAAGCAAAACAGUGAAGGAAGAAAUAACGACGUGGUGGAAGGACGGUGCAGCUAAGCAGGAAACAAAGACUAAGGUUGCUGACAAUGAUAAGUUCUCUCAGAUGGCUUACUUUGAAACUAGUGCAGUGGCGUGCUCAUACUACCCAUGCUCUUCUACAGAGCUAAGUUUGGUUUGCCUCUACAACAAAGAUGCAGCGGAUCAAGCCUUCACUCCUGCUCCACUGCCAAGCUCUGUAUAUUCUGACUGCGACAAAGCAACUCAACUAUUUGGAGAAGCCGCGUUGUAUUCACACAAUUACUACAGAAGGUUGGUGGCCACAGGAUGGGCUGAGGACCCAAAGAGUAAAUAUGCGAAGCCGGCGAAAGGAGUGAUGGAACUGAAAUCCGAGAAAACGUUAGAAGAAAACGCAAAAAAUUACUUGGAUGUAAAUGCAAACACAUGUCCCUUAACUCGGGAAAGUGCAGAAAGUAUUGGAGAGAACUUCUGGAAAAGCAAUAAUUUCACAUUGUCUCAGGAAGAGGCUGUCGAUAAGGCUGUCGAGGAAUGGUUUAGCUACCUGACAGACAUUGGUCUCGGUGAUGACAUUAAAUAUGCAAACCUUAAAGGGGAUUCAGGAAAGAUGUUCGGAAAUGUAAUCCAUGACGAGACAACGAAAAUUGGUUGUUAUGUGAGAGCUUGCGCGAAGGAGGGAGUAAUUGUUGUCGAUUGUCGCUAUGAUCCGAAGGCUGACGGAAAUAUCUUCGAAACUGGAAAGACGUGCAGCUCGUGCGGCAACGCCAAAUGCUCGCCUCUUGGUGGACUUUGUGCCUGA